UUGAAAUCGCUCGACCUCAGUAGAGCCACCGCCCCUUCCCCGGCAGAGGACAGGUUCAACAUGGCUGCGUCCCUGAGGUGCUUUCUCCGCACAGGAAAGAAUGCCGUGUCGGCUCUGCAGCGGCGGGAAUUUCACAGGAGUCUUCCGGCCGCUGUGCAGAUGACAGUCCGUGAUGCCCUGAACCAAGCGAUGGAUGAGGAGCUGGAGAGGGACGAGCGUGUGUUCCUGCUGGGUGAGGAGGUGGCCCAGUACGACGGCGCCUACAAGGUUAGCAGGGGUCUGUGGAAGAAGUAUGGAGACAAACGCAUCAUCGACACCCCGAUCACAGAGAUGGGUUUUGCUGGAAUCGCUGUCGGAGCCGCCAUGGCCGGCCUGAGGCCCAUCUGUGAGUUCAUGACCUUCAACUUCUCCAUGCAAGCCAUCGACCAGGUCAUCAACUCUGCGGCAAAGACCUACUACAUGUCCGCCGGUCUUCAGUCGGUGCCCAUCGUCUUCAGAGGACCCAAUGGAGCAUCAGCAGGCGUCGCUGCACAGCACUCGCAGUGCUUUGCUGCAUGGUACGGUCACUGUCCAGGUCUGAAGGUUCUGAGUCCCUGGAACUCAGAAGAUGCCAAAGGUCUCCUGAAGUCAGCCAUCAGAGACGACAACCCCGUGGUGUUCCUGGAGAACGAGCUGAUGUACGGUGUUCCCUUCGAGAUGUCAGAGGAGUCACAGUCCAAAGAUUUUACCAUUCCCAUCGGCAAGGCCAAGGUUGAGAGACAAGGGACUCAUGUCACUAUGGUCACUCACUCUCGGUAUGUCAGUCACUGCCUGGAUGCCGCUGCUGUCCUCGCCAAGGAAGGAAUCGAGUGUGAGGUGAUCAACCUGCGGACAAUCCGUCCUCUGGAUGUCGAGUGUAUUGAGACCAGUGUGAUGAAGACCAACCACCUGGUGACGGUGGAGGGCGGCUGGCCUCAGUUUGGGGUCGGAGCUGAAAUCUGUGCCAGGGUCAUGGAAGGUCCCGCUUUCAACUACCUGGACGCUCCGGCCACCAGGGUGACGGGCGUCGACAUCCCCAUGCCGUAUGCCAAAAUCCUGGAGGACAACAGCCUGCCGCAGAUCAAAGACAUCAUCUUCUCUGUCAAAAAGACCCUUAACGUCUGACACACACACACACAAACAUGCAAAGUUUGUCUUGUUCACACAGACAUUGAAAACAUUUGAACCAUGUGUAAAUACAGCCAAACGGGUCCUUUAAAACGCUCCAGAUUAAUGUUUCCAACCAGAUGUUGGAGAAAUAAGCGCACAGCUGUUCAUAUGCACCCAGAGUGGUGGACACACAGGGUUCGGUCAACUGACAGACAAACUUGACUGAACUCUGUGUGCAACUUUGGCUGCUCUUUCCACUCUCUACUCUUCAAAAUAAAAGUCGCUCCUCCCUGUAGCUUUUCUGUGUUUCUAAGGAUGUUUGGUAACAACAAAACUGCUGAGUGGGCUCAAAACAAUGUCAGGAUUGGAUCAGUGUGCAGGUUUGUUGUGUAAAGAAUCACGUUUCUUCACCCCAGGGCAUCUCUGAGGCACCACAAUGCUUAAUUUAUAACAGUGUUUUGUGAGUUUAACUUUAUCAAGAAAUUGCAGCUUAUUUGGAUGUUGCACUUGACCAUAUUGCAAUUUGGAGAACUUGCUCAGCACUACAUAUUAUUUGGAUAUAUUUAUUUCACAGAUGCCAAGCCUCUUUUUAAUUUUGUUAAAUGAAAACAUGGGUUAAAAGUGUUUUCAUUCCACAAACUUAAGUAUUGAGAAAAGUUCUCAAUCUGACAGAAACAUCUGGUGAAAACUGAUUUCUGAGAACAUGUUGCUGAAAAGUCCUGAUUUGUUCCUUUGUGCUCUCAAAUUUAAACUUUCAGACUAAAUUUCUCGGCAGUUUUGUUGUCUAUUAACUCCCAAUAUAUUUCUAACCACCAAAACAUAUUGUAUAGUCAGUCGAUUCACUUACUGUAAUUCCUCGCACUGACUCGGGUUCAUCUCUAAAAGCAGCAGUGAAGUAGAACGGGCCAGCUGAGUGCUGGAGCUGGAGUGUCGUCAGGAAUAUUUAUUGUAGCUGCAGCAGCUCUGUGGAUGUUUUUGUUGCUGUAAAUGAAUCUGUUACGGGAAUAAAAACCUUUCAGCCCCUCA
Acanthopagrus latus (yellowfin seabream) is the source of this 2154-nucleotide messenger RNA. It is a transcript of the gene pdhb, whose product is annotated as pyruvate dehydrogenase E1 subunit beta. The transcript has 11 exons. Gene Ontology annotation, biological process: pyruvate decarboxylation to acetyl-CoA. The coding region runs from base 61 to 1143 and encodes 360 amino acids. NCBI's taxonomy places the organism in Eukaryota, Metazoa, Chordata, Actinopteri, Spariformes, Sparidae. Gene Ontology annotation, molecular function: pyruvate dehydrogenase (acetyl-transferring) activity. The record is from RefSeq and is a predicted model, not a curated record.